ACUUUGGACGACUGGCCGUUUCGCGGACAUCACGAUUGUCACUGACACUGAGAAAUUCAAAGCACAUAAAGUUGUUUUAGCUGUUCAGAGUCCAGUUUUCACUUCAAUUUUCGAAGAUAAGAUGAAGGAUCGACCAUCUGAUGAAAUUCAUAUGAAAAAUAUAAAUACAAAAACUGUGAAAAUUUUCCUGAAAUUUCUCUACACAGAUGAAAUCGAAAAAGAAGAAAAUUCAAAUUUGUUGCAGCUUUUCUCUCUCGCAGCCAAGUUCAAAGUAGAGAAUUUAAUGACAAUUCUUGAAGGGAUUAUCAUAAACGGUCUAAGCAAUGACAACGCGAUUGAAAUAUUCGAACUUGCGUGUCGUUUCAAUUGUGAUGGGUUGAAGACUUCAGCAUUUAAAGUCAUUCAAUCAAUGUUUGAUGAACCACUGAAAGAUGAAUUGAUAAACCAACCGGAAGUUGUAAAAGAACUUGCUGGAGUGUUUGAAGAUUUGUGA
Clunio marinus is the source of this 493-nucleotide messenger RNA. The record is from the annotation of a GenBank genome assembly. Lineage: Eukaryota; Metazoa; Arthropoda; Insecta; Diptera; Chironomidae.